This is a messenger RNA of Symbiodinium sp. CCMP2592, 759 nucleotides long. The record is from the annotation of a GenBank genome assembly. Lineage: Eukaryota; Dinophyceae; Suessiales; Symbiodiniaceae.
AUGCCAGGCCCAUAUCGAUUCGCGAUAUGUGCGCAGGGCACCCGCGGAGAUUUUCAACCGUGCCUAUCUCUGGGGCUUGGCUUGGUCAAAGCUGGUCACACAGUGAAAUUCUUCGCCAACCCCGGGCAUGUCAAGAUGGCAGAGGAAUUUGGCCUGGAAGGGGCACCUGUGUCCAUCGAGAUCAAGGACUUUUUGGCCACCGAGCGUGGCAUGAGGGCCAUGGAGAAGGGCGAUCUUCUCCUGGUGGCAGCGGCGGGUGAGUUUGCGGAUGACAUGGACACGUCGACGAAUUGGGCGGAAGUCUUUGAACAAGAAGCCGACAAGUUCAAGCCAGAUGUCUUGAUUUGGACACCCUUGCUUGGCGGCCUCGUCACACCGUACACUGACAAACAUCCGGAAAUUCCCGCGAUGAUGGCAACGUACCAGCCGCAUUGCAUUCCAACCAAUUACAUCACGCCCAUCAACAUGCAGCGGCUCGAGCUUGAAGCGGGUCAACCCAAACUGCAUUCUUGGGUGCUGGAGGCCCAAACAAGCGCCUCCGGCGCCUUUGAUGCCUGCAAGUUCCUGAUGUCGGAAGGAAAGCCGAUUCCCAUGUCUUUGUAUCCGCAGAUGGUUUGGGAGAACAACUUCAACAUUGAGGAGGCUGCAUCGCCGAAAUUGCUAGCGUAUAGCCCUGGCUGGUGGCCAGCACUGCCCGAUUGGCCGAAGAAGAAUGUCAUCAUCACAGGCGGGCCGGGGUUUGCAUGCAUGGCUAGCUAA